UAGCUCACACUCCCGUCGAAGCAGCAUGAGGGUUUACGUGAUCUUGGCUCUGGUGGGCGCCGCCUGCGCCGCCGCCCUUCCCCUGGAGGCCCCCGAGCCGGUCCAGGACACCGAGGAAGUGGUGCAAGCCAGAGCCGAGUUCCAGGCCGCCUUCGACGCCGCCGCCGCCGCCGCCGCCGCUGACGAGGUCCCAGAGGUGGUGGUUCCCGAGGGCGCCCCCGAGCCCGUAGUCGACACGGAGGAGGUCGCCGCCGCCAAGGCCGCCCACCUGGCCGCCGUCGACGCAGCCAUCGCCGCCGACGGAUCCCUCCCCGAAGUCGUCGUGCCUGAGGACACCGAAGAAGUGGCAGCCGCCAAGGCCGAGUUCAAGGCCGCCUUCGACGCCGCCGCCGCCGCCGCUGACGCCGCCCCCGACGCGCCCGCAGCCACCGUCUACACCGCCGCCAUCCCCGCCGGCCCCGUGGCCAUCCACGCCCCCUUCCUCGCCGGCGCCCCCCUGGUCUCCGGCGCCCCCCUCCUCGCCGGCACGCACGUCGUGGGCGGCGCCCCUCUCGUGGGCGGCUCCCCCCUCGUCUACAGCGGACUCGGCUUCCCCGCGGCCGUGCCCUUCGGCUUCCACGGCGUGCCCUUCGUGCAGGUCGCCGACGAGUGAGAGGCCGCCAAGGACCCCCUCUCUCCUGUGAGAUUUUUGUGCGACUUUUUUCUUCUUUUUUGACGAAAAUUGGUGGUAAUUAACGAUUUUCCUGUGGAAAUAAAUUUGGCUGCUGAA
This is a messenger RNA of Penaeus indicus, 769 nucleotides long. Its product is annotated as microtubule-actin cross-linking factor 1, isoforms 6/7-like. The transcript is spliced from 2 exons. The coding region runs from base 26 to 652 and encodes 208 amino acids. The record is from RefSeq and is a predicted model, not a curated record. Lineage: Eukaryota; Metazoa; Arthropoda; Malacostraca; Decapoda; Penaeidae.